AUGGUAAUUCCAAAUUUACAUAAUUCAAUACCAAUUUGCGGAAAAUGUGAUCCAAAAUUAACAAAUUCAUUCAUUGGAAUUGUACUUUUUUUAGCAGUUUUAAUUAUUGGUAUUUUAAUAUUAAUUCUUUUUUAUUAUAAUAAAGAAAUUAAUAAAAACAGUUCACAAUAUUUACCAAUUCAUUCACCUGGUAGUGGUAACCCAUCACCCUCUUCAUCAUUUUUAAUUAAUAAUAAUAAUAAUAAUAAUAAUUAUCAUCAAAACAACAAUAGUAAUAACAAUAAUAUUAUUUAUAAUCCAUACUAUAAUUCGUCUACCACUUCACCAUACUAUUUAUCACCAAAUUCGAAUCAUAACCCCUCAUUAAUUUUAUAUCAUCAAUCUAGAUUAUUAGGUAAUAUACAUUCAAUUAAUUCGAUUAAUAAUAAUAACAAUAAUAAUAAUAAUAACCCACCAACAAACAUUUCAAAUAAAUUAAAUAAGAAUGGGGAAACCAAAAAUAUAUAG
This is a messenger RNA of Dictyostelium discoideum AX4, 507 nucleotides long. RefSeq lists its product as hypothetical. The record is from RefSeq and is a predicted model, not a curated record. Gene Ontology annotation, cellular component: membrane. Bases 1 to 507 code for a protein of 168 amino acids. NCBI's taxonomy places the organism in Eukaryota, Evosea, Eumycetozoa, Dictyosteliales, Dictyosteliaceae. The transcript has 2 exons.